Molecule: messenger RNA, 2187 nt
Organism: Lytechinus variegatus (green sea urchin)
Lineage: Eukaryota; Metazoa; Echinodermata; Echinoidea; Temnopleuroida; Toxopneustidae
Product: RCC1 and BTB domain-containing protein 1-like
Exons: 13
Coding region: 150-1763 (537 amino acids)
Molecular function (GO): protein binding
Source: RefSeq, a predicted model, not a curated record
UUACUUUUAUAGGCCUCAAAACAACAUUAGUUUUUCUAAGAAGAUUUUAUAGGCCUAUAAUAAAACUCUUGAAUCGACGAUCGAAUUCCGCUGACAAUAAUAUUUGUGGGUGUAUUGCUUUGUUCAGACACCAACAGUCAGACAUUCCCAUGAUGACCAACGUUUACGAUGUUGCCAAGUGGCCCAUAUUUUCUUUACUCGCUGACGAUCUUCUGGCGAGUGGCAUAAGGCUUGCCUGUGUCUACGGGAGCGCCGGCAACGAGGCCAUCUAUGUCACCAAGGACGACGAGGUCUUUGCCUUCGGGAACAAUCACAACGCGUGUCUCGGCCUCGGGGAUGUCCAGUCCAGCUUGGCACCGCGGAAGAUAGAAUCCCUUUGUAAGAAGGGUGUGAAUGCCCUUGCGUUCGGAAGUGGACCGCAUGUUGUUGCUGCCACCGAGAAUGGGGAGAUUUACAGCUGGGGUCACAAUGGAUACUGUCAGCUCGGCAACGGUAGCACAAGCCAAGGACUGGUACCUCACCGUAUCUCAACCAACCUUGGUACAUGUAAGGUCUCUCAAAUAGCCUGCGGAAGUCACCACAGUCUCGUUCUCACUGAUAAAGGAGAGGUGUUUGCCUGGGGUUACAACAACUGUGGUCAGGUUGGUUCUGGUGCCACUGCUAAUAUCAAUACACCUAGGAAAGUUGCUUCUGUCUUGAGUGGAAAACGUGUUGUCUCAAUUGCCUGUGGCCAGACCUCAUCCCUAGCUGUUAUCGACAGUGGAGAGGUCUAUGGGUGGGGCUACAAUGGAAAUGGUCAACUUGGUCUUGGGAACAAUGUCAAUCAACCCAGUCCAUGUAAAGUAUCCAGUCUGAAUAACUUAAUCAUUGCUCAGGUGGCUUGUGGGUAUGCCCACUCCAUGGCCCUGUCUGACGAAGGGAAUAUCUAUACUUGGGGUGCUAACUCAUACGGUCAGCUUGGAACUGGGAACAAGGCCAACCUCUGUGGUGCUACCAAAAUAGGGGAGAGUAUAGGAAGGUUCAUAGAUAUCGCAGCCACCCAUUAUGCUCAUAUCUCAGCGGCCAUGACACAGACAGGGAAGAUCUAUAUGUGGGGUCAAUGUCGAGGUCAGUCUAUCACUUCCCCCAUGGAGACUCGCUUUACGUGCCUGGAUGAUGUCUUUGCAUGCUUCGCUUCUCCUGCCGUCACCUACAGACCUCUCACCUUUGAAAACUUCAUUGGUAGGCGAUCUCUUGAGGAGACAUUAUCUCUAGCCUUUGAUAAUCAGGACACGUCCGACUUGAAGUUCUUGGUGGACGGAAAGCACAUUCAUGUACACAAAGCUCUUCUGAAAAUCAGAUGUCUUCAUUUUAGGAGUAUGUUCCAGUCACAUUGGGAUGAAGAUGGCAAAGAUGUAAUAGAGAUAACUCAAUUCACCUACCCGGUGUACCAUGCAUUCCUGGAAUAUCUCUACACUGACUCGGUCUCGCUACCACCUCACGAUGCUAUAGGUCUGUUAGAUCUUGCCAAUUCCUACUGUGAAACGCAUUUAAAGAAGCAGUGUGAACGCAUCAUCAAGCAAGGUAUCAAUGUGGACAAUGCUGCCCUGUUGCUAGAAGCUGCCAUUCGAUAUGAAGCAAAGGACCUUCAGGCCUUCUGUUUCAAGUUUGCGGUGAACCAUCUGACGGCGGUGGUAAAGACCGAAGCCUUCAACAAUCUGGACGGAACCUACUUGAAGGAUUUCAUUCGACAGGCUGCGGACUGGGGAGCCUUUAAAUAUUGACCAUGAAUGAGUGGUAGGCUACAAGUCUACCACAUGUGAACAGGUGCAUCGUAAGCUGUUUUAAUGUUGACAUCAUAAACUGAAAUUGAUAUUUUUUUUUCUUUAUAGUUGCAUUCCAUUUAAAACUUGGUAGAAGUGAAAAUAAAAUGGCUCAGUGUCAUGAUUUAAAGGUGAGUUUUAUGAUACAUGGUGGUGAGGAGUGCCCUUAGUGUGAUGUCAGUCAUACCCGGUGAUGUUCAUAGGUUUGCAUCGUGGUAUGUACAAUUGCUGAUGAGGUUUACGGUACACCAUGUGUAAAGUCAUGGACUGAGAUAAGAAAAGUGGAUACAAAUGGAGAUAAUUGGAAAGGCGAGAAAUUGGAGGUUUGAAAGUAGAGUAUUCUUUUAUUUCAAAAUGAGUGUAGUCCUCAAAAGGACUGUAAUAA